Messenger RNA from Botrytis cinerea B05.10, 1270 nucleotides. RefSeq lists its product as hypothetical. The record is from RefSeq and is a predicted model, not a curated record. Bases 74 to 955 code for a protein of 293 amino acids. The transcript is spliced from 5 exons. Gene Ontology annotation, molecular function: catalytic activity. Lineage: Eukaryota; Fungi; Ascomycota; Leotiomycetes; Helotiales; Sclerotiniaceae.
GUCAAUGUGAACCUCUCAGCUAGAAUACCUCCAGUUCCUUCAAGUUGCUUCACUAUCACUCAAUUGCUACACGAUGUCGGCUCCUUCAUUCUCCCGACUUGUCCGCUUCCUAGCCAAGAACGGCCGCACAUACUAUGGAGAUGCCAUUCUCCCCAAAGGAGUCUCUGACAUCGCGAAAGCUACUCAGGCUAAAGUAAUCACGGGCGAAAUAUUUGGAAAGCAUGAGGUUACAGAUCAAAUACAAGAUAUUCGGCUCUUACUUGCACCUUUAGCAGAUGAGGAUGUCAAGACUGUGAGGUGUUUGGGAUUGAACUAUGAGCAGCACGCUAAGGAGUCAAAUAUGCCAAUUCCAAAAUUCCCAGUUCUAUUUUACAAACCCAUCACAUCUCUCUCCGGCCCUACUGAUCCCAUCCCCAUUCAUCCAAUGGCUCAAGAAGGCACGGGUCUUGACUACGAAUGCGAACUUGUUGCAGUCAUCGGAAAAUCCUGCACCGAUGUCCCAGAAUCCAAAGCUUUAGAUUAUGUUCUCGGUUAUGCCGUUGGUGACGAUGUAUCGCAUCGGGAAUGGCAGAUUCAACGCGGAGGUGGUCAAUGGGCGCUCGGAAAGGGAUUCGAUGGAUGGGCUCCUUACGGUCCGGGCAUUGUCUCCAGUCAAUUAAUCAAAGAUCCGCAAAACCUCAAGAUCUUCACCAAAUUGAAUGGGAAGACAGUGCAAGAAAGUAGUACAAAGGAUAUGAUUUUCGGCGUGGCUAAAACCAUUGCCUUUUUGAGUCAGGGAACUACAUUGUUGCCCGGUGACCUGAUUUUUACUGGAACUCCACAAGGUGUAGGAAUGGGAAGAAACCCACAGGUGUGGUUGAAGGAUGGUGAUGUGGUUGAAGUUGGUCUAGAAGGUGUAGGCAGUUGUAUCAACAAGGUUGAGUUUACCCAGACCAAAGAGAAGGCGAAGUUGUAAACUCUUCAGACAUAGAGAAGUGCGACGUAAUGUAAUUGAAUAUCAACAGAGUACCUGCAUUUUGGGAACCCUCGUAUCUUUUUCCACUGUACCACUUUAUUUUCGCCGAAAAUUUCUAUCCUUCAUCGACAAGUAUAGUUCGUGUUUUUCGGAUCUAUUUGACGGCAAUGUACCCAAUUUCAUUUCAUCAUCUAGUGGUAAAGGUGCGGGAGGUUUUGAUCUAGCGGCCCUCGCCUAUGGGCUAAUAUCUGUCCCAAUCUAUAAGUUUAUACCAACUGUAGCGGGAAGUUUGAAAUAUAUAGAUCGUUGGUUCUA